CCUUCCUUGUCUCGCAGAGAAAUGGUCGUCGUAGAAAACGAGCAGGUCCCCCUCCAUGCCCAGAUUGAAACUUUUUUUCUUUUCGAGUGGAUGCCCAGAUUGAAACUACUGUAGUAUGUCCACCUCCGUGACCGUGCGCCGCCCCUGCCUGCUCACCCUCGCCGCCAUCCUCGCCAUCCUCCUCAGCUUUCCGCCGGAGACGGCGCAAUAUGCCUAUGGUCCUCUCCUCAACUUUCCACCGCUAACGGCGCAAGUUUCGUAUGACCCUCCGUGGUCCGACGAGUUCUGGGCCAACGAGGCCGUCCUCGGCGCGGAGGCCGUCCUCGGCGCGGAGGCCGACGUCGCCGCCAGACGCGCGGAGGCCGGCGGCUACGCGUACGGCUGCGCCAGGCUAUGGCUCGCAUGGGGCUGCCCUCCCGCUCCCGGCGAGGGCGUCAACGGAACCCUUGUCCAUGGGAGGCGGUCCUACGAUCGGGAGCUGGAUCGCUUCGAGGAGGAGAGGCGGCAAUGCCGCGACGACCGCGUCCCUCGGAACCAUCCGGAGGAACACCUCUUCCGUCGCACCUACCCGGCGACUACUUUUGAUCUUCGCUGUUGUGCCUGUUGCUUUUCAUGUGGUCGGUACUACUGAGGGAGACUUCAAACGAGACAAACAACAAAUAGACAAUUUGCUUUCAUAUAUAGUAGCACUAGAUGGAAUUUUUUAUACGCUUCUAAUAAACCAUUGUUAUUUUCCAGAGUUUUUAAACUUGUAAACCUAAUUCUUCUUCUCAUCUCUUCUCUUAUAUCUUAUAAUAAAGGGAGGUGUGUUUCUCCCUUUUUUUUAUCUGUCCAAGCAUAUUUUUUGG
Triticum aestivum (bread wheat) is the source of this 848-nucleotide messenger RNA. RefSeq lists its product as uncharacterized. The record is from RefSeq and is a predicted model, not a curated record. Bases 116 to 631 code for a protein of 171 amino acids. The transcript has a single exon. Lineage: Eukaryota; Viridiplantae; Streptophyta; Magnoliopsida; Poales; Poaceae.